This is a messenger RNA of Rhinopithecus roxellana (golden snub-nosed monkey), 907 nucleotides long. It is a transcript of the gene MND1, whose product is annotated as meiotic nuclear divisions 1. Gene Ontology annotation, biological process: reciprocal meiotic recombination. NCBI's taxonomy places the organism in Eukaryota, Metazoa, Chordata, Mammalia, Primates, Cercopithecidae. Gene Ontology annotation, cellular component: nucleus. The record is from RefSeq and is a predicted model, not a curated record. The transcript has 8 exons. Gene Ontology annotation, molecular function: double-stranded DNA binding. Bases 51 to 668 code for a protein of 205 amino acids.
CCCCCGCCCCACGCGCAGGCCCAGCCAGCUGAAGCCCCGGGGCUCGCGCCAUGUCAAAGAAAAAAGGACUGAGUGCAGAAGAAAAGAGAACUCGCAUGAUGGAAAUAUUUUUUGAAACAAAGGAUGUGUUUCAAUUAAAAGACUUGGAGAAGAUUGCUCCCAAAGAGAAAGGCAUUACUGCUAUGUCAGUAAAAGAAGUCCUUCAGAGCUUAGUUGAUGAUGGUAUGGUUGACUGUGAGAGGAUCGGAACUUCUAAUUAUUAUUGGGCUUUUCCAAGUAAAGCUCUUCAUGCAAGGAAACGUAAGUUGGAGGUUCUGGAAUCUCAGUUGUCUGAGGGAAGCCAAAAGCAUGCAAGCCUGCAGAAAAGCAUUGAAAAAGCUAAAAUUGGCCGAUGUGAAACGGAAGAGCGAACCAGGCUAGCAAAAGAGCUUUCUUCACUUCGAGACCAAAGGGAACAGCUAAAGGCAGAAGUAGAAAAAUACAAAGAUUGUGAUCCACAAGUCGUGGAAGAAAUACGCCAAGCAAAUAAAGUAGCCAAAGAAGCUGCUAACAGAUGGACUGAUAACAUAUUUGCAAUAAAAUCUUGGGCCAAAAGAAAAUUUGGGUUUGAAGAAAAUAAAAUUGAUAAAACUUUUGGAAUUCCAGAAGACUUUGACUACAUAGACUAAAAUAUUCCAUGGUGGUGAAGGAUCUACAAGUUUGUGAAUAUGUAAAUUUUAAACUAUUAUCUAACUAAGUGUACUGAAUUGUCAUUUGCCUGUAACUGUAUUUAUCAUUUUAUUAAUGUUAAAUAAAGGGUAAAAUGCAGAUGUUCUUCACCCCUUUUUGUAGAUCAAAAGCAGGAUGAUAGCCAUAUCCCCCCAGUGUGCAUCAGGGUAGGACAAUACAAAUAAAGACAUCCAUCUCA